Messenger RNA from Phycodurus eques (leafy seadragon), 1222 nucleotides. Its product is annotated as stathmin-4-like. Gene Ontology annotation, biological process: microtubule depolymerization; neuron projection development; regulation of microtubule polymerization or depolymerization. Gene Ontology annotation, molecular function: tubulin binding. The transcript has 5 exons. Gene Ontology annotation, cellular component: neuron projection; cytoplasm. The record is from RefSeq and is a predicted model, not a curated record. Bases 150 to 779 code for a protein of 209 amino acids. Lineage: Eukaryota; Metazoa; Chordata; Actinopteri; Syngnathiformes; Syngnathidae.
GCUGGGUGACAUCAUUUUGCAGAAGGCGCCGCAGUGCACGAUGGGAGCUGCGGGGAAGGAGCCGAGCCCCCCCCCCCCCGCCCUCACGUUUGCUGCGAUGUGGCCAAUGAGAGGCCAGCGGCCGUGCCGGCCAAUGGGACGCCUCGUAAAUGAUGUCAUAUAGCAGCUGCUGUGGUCCUGAUGCUGCGGAGGCGCACAUCAUCUUCAUUCUCAUCUUCAUCUUCACAGCUAAGGGCGACAUUACAGCUGCCCACAGAGAGAAGUUGCGAGAACUCCCCCUCGUGUCCUUAUUGUGCUCCUGUCUUGUCCAGAAAGCCCCCGACGCCACCGCUGCCAGUGCCGAGAAGGAAGGUACGGUGGACCUGAAGCUGGGCGCCAUCCGCCACCUGGAGGUGAGCGGGCAUGCGAGCGGCCGGGCCUUCCAGGUCAUCCUCAAGCCGCCCAGCUUCAACGACGCGCCGCCAAAGGCCAUUGCGCCGCCUCGUCGCAAACCGUCGCCGGGGGAAGUCCGGAACGAGCGGGACGCCGCCCACCACACGGGAAGGUGUCAGGAGGCGGAGCUUCUCAAGCACUUGGCAGGGAUAAGGGAACCCGAACGGCAGGUCGCCGACAAGCUCAGCGAAGACGUCAGCAAAGACGUCAAACCCUUGGCGGAGAAAAUGGUGAGCACCGAGGUUGAAGGAAGACUGCUGAUACCACCUUAUGGAACAGCGGGCGUAUGGUCUGGUAUCAGAGUGAGAGAGGUGAAGUCCUCUGCCUGCUCAAGCCCAACCUCUUAGCCCAAUUUCAAAAGUUGUUUGUCCUUGAAAACGGUCCUUCUCUGUCCUCUAUGGGCCACACGGUUGAGUUCUCGUCAGAACGAUGGACUCCGGUAAAUAUUGUCCAGUUUUGGUUUGAGCUGGACGUCCGUGUGCAAAUGUUCGCGUCCGCCCACUCGGCAGAUGGCGUAGCUCCGUGCCGGCACGCUGACGCUCGUUCCGAUCGGCAGGCGCCUUGACGACGCGUACGAUCGCAACACCGGCUCAAUUUCAAGCGUCCGCUUCGGGUGGGACAAAGACGAGCGUUUCCGAACGCGAGUCACUCCAAGAAGAGGAAGUGAGACCGACGCACCCUGGGUGGCAACGGCGCUUCUGUGGGACGGCGGUCACUGUUGUCACCUGCUGCCAACAGAGGGCGUGACGGCAAAGUCGACCUUGCUUCUAUUUGUGAAUAAAGACGUGAA